Danio rerio (zebrafish) is the source of this 3448-nucleotide messenger RNA. Lineage: Eukaryota; Metazoa; Chordata; Actinopteri; Cypriniformes; Danionidae. The record is from RefSeq and is a predicted model, not a curated record.
CGUUUCCACCCCUCUCAAUGUGUGUUGGAGGGACUGAGAUUGUCCCUCAGUGGAUGCUGAAGGUUACCGCGUGCGGAAAGCGCGCGCUCAGAUGCUGCGCUCGCACGCGCUGCUCAGACUUCGCCUGGACUCAAGCGGAUAUGCGCUGCGCCUGCUAAGUGUAGUUUAACACCUCCACAAAAUCAGGAAAAGCGUACUUACCUCAUGUUCACCUUCUUUUAAUCAUCACAAUGAAAUUUCCCCAUGGAAUUAGUCGCGUUUGCCGGUUUACAUUGGCUGUUUUCACCCGUGGAGCUGUAAUUGAGACAGAAGAGGAAUACAGUUACAGUCGCUCGGAUGGACAAGUGUAUCCGAUGGAGAAAAGUGGAUUUAAAAUAUAGGGAACGGGAUACUUCCGCUCUUUGGAUGAAAGUUGCGGUUUGAAGGGUCUCAGCUUGGCUUCAACCAUCUGAUGGAAGUCUUCACAGCGUAUGCCUUUAAUGAAAGCUUCUUUGAAAAUGCAUCACGGGACUUCAAUGCCACGGAACAAGGGGGGCGGCACCAGUACAAUUACUACGCUAUGCUUCUCACGCUGCUCAUUUUUGUCAUUGUCUUCGGCAAUGUGCUGGUGUGCAUGGCCGUGUCAAGGGAAAAAGCUUUGCAGACCACCACCAACUACCUGAUAGUCAGCCUGGCUGUGGCUGAUCUGCUGGUUGCCACGCUUGUUAUGCCAUGGGUGGUGUACCUCGAGGUGGUGGGAGAGUGGCGCUUCAGCACAAUCCACUGUGACAUCUUCGUCACCCUGGACGUGAUGAUGUGUACAGCCAGCAUACUCAAUCUAUGUGCCAUCAGUAUCGACAGGUACACAGCUGUAGCCAUGCCUAUGUUAUAUAACACACGCUACAGCUCCAAGAGGAGAGUCACCGUCAUGAUUUCUGUGGUCUGGAUUCUGUCUUUUGCUAUAUCAUGUCCACUGCUGUUUGGACUCAAUAAUACUGUAACCCAUGACGAUGCUCUCUGUGUGAUUGCGAAUCCUGCCUUUGUAGUUUACUCCUCCAUUGUGUCCUUCUACGUUCCCUUCAUCAUAACUCUGCUAGUGUACGUGCAGAUCUACGUGGUACUCCGGAAAAGACGGAAACGUGUCAACACCAAACGCACAUGCCCAGUUACAGACAUGGAUAUGAGCUCGACUAUAAAGAAAUGCACCCAUCCCGAUGAUGUGAAACUGUGCACUGUGAUCGUCAAGUCCAGUGGGAAUUGUCCUGUGAACAACAAAAAUGUGAUCUUCAUAAAAGAGGUUGUAAACAACGGGGACGACAUCCAGAUGGAUGAGAUCACAAACCGAAACCCUUCGAGACAGAGGAAGCAGGAUCAGUCUGGUGGAAGUCAACAAAACAGCCGGCUGGUUAACUCUAAUCUAAGAGAAACUGACAUAUCACCUCCAUCGCCUGAAGCUGGUGUCAAGCCUGAAAGAAAUGGCAACACCAGCAGUAUCACGAAAGGGGCCAAAGCAUUUGAGAUCCAGGUCUCCCCCACCGGCAAAACUCAGACAUCAGUCAAAACUCUUAACAAACGCAAAAUCUCUCAGCAGAAGGAGAAGAAGGCCACUCAGAUGUUAGCUAUUGUCCUUGGUGUAUUCAUCAUCUGCUGGCUGCCGUUCUUCAUCACACACAUUGUCAACACUUACUGCCAAGUCCCUCCUGAACUCUACACUGCCUUUACAUGGCUGGGCUAUGUGAACAGUGCCGUAAACCCAAUCAUAUACACCACUUUCAACAUCGAGUUUCGCAAAGCCUUCAUUAAGAUUCUGCACUGUUGAGACGGAACUCACUUCAAUGGAGCAGAAAGGGAUGGAAAUAAUACCUCAUCUGCAGUGGACACAGUGUAAAACUUCACUGGAAGAAUCAUAAACGCAUCCCAUACAGACUUGGGCCUGGAGGCUACUGUACAUCUCUUGCAUUUCACUGAGAUUAAAACUAAAGGAAUGUAUAUAAAUUGACUGUAUUAUAAAAAACAAUUUUGUUGUAAGAUCGUAUCAUCCAAAAAUGGAAAGAAAAAAAAAACCCUGGGGGAGAUGGGGCUUUUUAAUCAGUAUCUUCAGCACAGACAUGUUUGAGAUACUGUACAACUUCAAGCAAUGGCUUUCCUUAUCUGUUUGUCAGUAUUAUGUUUCUAAAUCUGCUAAAAAAAUCCCAAACGGAACUAGUGGAAAACAGCAUACAUAACAUUACUGUGUAUGGGGUGUAACGGUACACAUGUCACUGUUCAGUAUGUAUCUCGGUCUUGAGAUCACAGUUCAAUACAGCUUUGAUAAAACAGGAAUAAGCAGUAAAUCCCCAGUGCUUGCUUUUUUCUGUUUAUUUUGAACAGACAGAAGUGUCACAAUCAGCUACAGAUCUCAAAAGCUACUUCUGAUAUAAAAGUACAAAAUAAGUCGAUUAAUGAAACAUAAAACUUUAUAUAAUGAAGAGACUGUGUAUUAAUAAAUUAAAAGACAAGUUCAACCCUCUCCAAAAAUAACAAAUACACAUUAGUUGAGCAUUACAUUUAAGAUUCAUUCAUUUCCUUCAGCUUAGUCUCUAUUUCAGAGGUCGACCAGUACUGGCAAACAACCAUACACAUUCAUUCGCGCGCACACGCUCGCUCGCUCGCGCACACACACACACACAGUUUCCCAGAAGAAACCUACUUGAAUAUGGGGAGAACAUGUAAACUCCACGCAGAAAUGCCAACUUAGACUUGAACCAGUGACUUUCUUGCUCUGAGUUGACUGUGCUAACCACUGAGCCACCAUGCCGCCCCCAAUUUAAGAUUCGAUAAGCUUUAAAUCUGAAAUCUCUUUUAUUGAAAAUGCCAGCAUGGGAUGUCCAUUUAUCUGUUAUUAUAUUAGCAGCAGGUGCACUCCAACUUUAAAAUGAGCUGAAACAACAUGAUUUUGGGGGGAAAUUUACUUGUUUUGUGUUCAGUCUACUCAGAUUAGAUACGUUAAGUUAGUAGAUUUGUGUUGAGGCAACAUGAAUGAAUUGUGUGGAACCCUGCAUUUUUUACAGUGUGCAGUGAGCAACUCCUGAUCAGUCACUGCCCUUGUGUGUGUGGGACCACAGACUGGUUUACGUACUGUACACACAAACUGGGUGCGUCCCAAAUAUUGGGAUAUUGGGUAUGCAUAUUGCAUACUUAUGCACUAUUUUACACCACUUAAGAGUAUAAAUAGUCUGAUAAUCAAUAAAAUAAAAUAAUAGACUGAUUUAUACUUCUCCGUCAACCUCUCAAAAAUGUAACUACACGUCACAACAACGCUAAGCACAAGCACUGUGAUAGGUCGGCUUGGUAGCGCUGAUGACCUUGGGUGGGCGGGAACUAGAGCUGCGUGAGUCCGUUGGAGCGAGUGUUUACAAGUGUCGAGUCCCAUGAAGGAGCUCCAAAUGGAACAUUUUGUUUUGUGUUUAUCUUAUGAUUAAAGUUGUUU